Messenger RNA from Protopterus annectens (West African lungfish), 3277 nucleotides. It is a transcript of the gene ACADL, whose product is annotated as acyl-CoA dehydrogenase long chain. Gene Ontology annotation, biological process: long-chain fatty acid catabolic process; carnitine metabolic process, CoA-linked; fatty acid beta-oxidation using acyl-CoA dehydrogenase. Gene Ontology annotation, molecular function: flavin adenine dinucleotide binding; long-chain fatty acyl-CoA dehydrogenase activity. The coding region runs from base 99 to 1436 and encodes 445 amino acids. Gene Ontology annotation, cellular component: mitochondrion. NCBI's taxonomy places the organism in Eukaryota, Metazoa, Chordata, Ceratodontiformes, Protopteridae. The transcript is spliced from 11 exons. The record is from RefSeq and is a predicted model, not a curated record.
GGCAGCUAUGAUCCAUCCCUGCAACACGCUGCUUACAAGAACUAUUUCCACCCUUUAUGCAAAGUGAGUUGAUGAUGCGUGUUCGUGUCUAGUAAAACAUGGCUGCACUCUGUAAGUUUCGUGUCUUUGGCCAAGGGUGGUACGGACGUUCUUUAAUUUGGAAGCCUUGUAGAAGUGGUGGGAUUUUAGUAUCUGGCGUCAGAUUUCAACACAGUUCUUCACAUGCAGAAACCCAAACCCAGUAUCGUCCUGAAACAUCUUCUGCCAAAAGUCUAUUGGACAUUGGGACUAGGAGAAUUUUUUCAGAGGAGCAUGACAUCUUCAGGCAGAAUGUUAGGAGAUUUUUCCAGGAGCAAGUGGCUCCUUAUCACAAGGAAUGGGAAAAACUAGGUCAAGUCAGCAGAGAGGUUUGGGAAAAAGCUGGACAGCAUGGGUUGCUUGGAGUCAACACUUCAGAAGAACAUGGUGGCGUUGGUGGUGAUCUUCUCAAUGCUGCUGUUGUUUGGGAAGAGCAGAUGUAUGUGAAUUGCAGUGGCCCAGGCUUCAGUUUGCAUUCUGAUAUUGUCAUGCCAUACAUUACACAUUAUGGCAGUAAAAGCCAGAUUGAGAAAUACAUCCCUGCUAUGACUGCUGGGAAGUGCAUUGGAGCCAUUGCCAUGACAGAACCUGGAGCUGGCAGUGAUUUACAAGGAGUGCGCACAAAUGCCAGAAAAGAUGGGAGUGACUGGAUUCUCAAUGGAAGUAAGGUCUUUAUCACCAAUGGCUGGAUGAGUGACCUAGUCAUUGUGGUUGCGGUUACAAAAAAAGAUGCACGCAGUGUAGCACAUGGCAUAACUCUGUUCCUGGUUGAGAAUGGUAUGAAAGGAUUUAUCAAGGGUCGCAAACUGGAAAAGAUUGGGCUGAAGGCACAGGAUACAGCCGAACUGUUCUUUGAAGAUGUGAGAUUGCCAGCAGAUGCUUUGCUUGGAGAAGAAAAUAAAGGUUUCUACUACCUGAUGACAGAACUUCCUCAGGAAAGAUUGAUAAUUGCUGCUAUGGCACUUGCCAACUGCGAGUUCAUGUUUGAGGAGACCAGAAACUAUGUCAGACAAAGAAAAGCUUUUGGGAAGACUGUUGCACACUUACAGACUGUACAACACAGGCUUGCAGAACUGAAAACUCAAAUUUGUGUGUCUCGAGCAUUCGUGGAUAACUGUAUCCAACUACAUGCUGAGAAACGUUUAGAUACAGCUACUGCUUCAAUGGCAAAGUACUGGGCAACUGAUCUCCAGAACAAAGUUGCAUAUCAGUGUCUGCAGCUCCAUGGAGGAUGGGGAUAUAUGUGGGAAUAUCCAAUUGCAAAGGCUUUUGUUGAUGCCCGUGUGCAACCCAUUUAUGGGGGAACUAAUGAAAUAAUGAAGGAACUUAUUGCAAGAACGAUUGUGAGUGAUAAGUAAUUGAGAAGAUUGCUGCUUCCAGUCCAUUUUUGUGCACUUCAGUUUGGGUUUCACUAUGAAUGUAAUUCUUUGAAGGGAAAAUUAAUGGAAAAGAAUGUGUACAUUUAAUUUUCUGUACAGUUAUCACAUUAAGAUUCAGAAGCUUAUGGAAAUAAUUGAUAUUGAAACUGAAAUAAUUUAAUCUUCCACAAAAUUUUCUGGGCCAGGUGCCAUACACUAUUUCAGUAAAAGGCAGCAAAAUGCAGACAUCAUCUCUGAGAAUUUAACAUUUUAUCAAGGAUCUAUCAGGCACUAGAUCAUAAUAUGUUAAAAUAUUUUACUAUGUAUUUUAAACGCAUCUCCAACAUGGUUAUGAUUCCACUGAAUUUUUAUUUACAUUGGUUUUAAGUGGCCAAUAUAUUCCAUGCCAUGCAUUGUUGCAUUUGCAAACAGGCUAGUUUAUUCUCUGCCUUUUUUGUAGUGCUCUUCAUGUUGCUGGAAUCCAUUCUUUGUUUUCUGUAAACAUUACAAUUUUGUUAUACUCUUAAAAUAUUAAAUUUUAGUGGAGGGCUGUUGUACAAGGAUUAUUGUCAUUAUGUUUCUUUAACUUGGACUUGCAUAAAUGUGUUAAUUACAUGGGUAUCUUCCUAAAUAUUAUGUCGUGCUGUAGGCAUCCUUGUUGAGGAAUGUAAUUGUAGUUAUAUAAUAUUUUACCAGUAGUACAUUCUUGAGAGGCUGUCUGAUAGAGAUGUUGCUUCCCCUUUUCCUGCCUCUUCUGUUCAAAUUUAUCGAUAACUGUUCCGAGGUAAAGUAGAAGACCAGUAGCCUGUCAGUUCCACUUGAGUAUUGUUGAAAGACCCUAUAAGUCUACCUCAUCAGUAUUCCAUUCCAUAUACCUUAUUGAAUCUUUCUGUUGAUCUAUAUUUAACUAUCUUCUGCAGCAGGUCAUGUCAGGGCCCCCCACCAUGGUCUGUUAAAAAUAUACUUCCAGUUGCCACUUCUACCCUGUUCUAACUUUAAUUAAAACAUAGUUGCUCAGCAGUGCAGUAAGUCCUCCCUUAUCAUGCCCCACAAACAGCUUUUUCCCCAGGUGUACAUGCCUUGCGGUUAUUCUUUAUUCUUGCUUCAGACCUAUUCCGCACACCCUUUCUUGUAACAUAAUAACCUCCUAUUCAUGCUGUUUACCAACUUGGAAGCUUUUCUUAUUUGCUCUGUAAGACCUUCAGAAUGGUUUAUGAUAUACCUGCAGUGGUCUUACCAACAACCUGUGCUGUGGAAACGUCAUCUUUACAGCCUACCCCCUUGCUAUGCAACCCAGUGUCCUGCUGAUCUGUGUCAUAACUCACUCACACUCUGGUUUUGUUUGCAUUUGACCGGGAUUAUCACUCCCAUUUAUUUUUUUCUUCUGUGUUUUCUAGCCACAGUUCUUGAUAUGUACUUUACUCCCAAAUUUCCCCUCCAGAAGUGCAUUCAUUUUGCAUUUCAUAUUAGAACCUAACUGUUUUUUUGCAACCCCUUUAUCAAGUUUCACUGCAGACUUACUCAACUUGUAUGAGUGACUUAUUUCUCUGGUGUCAUUAAUCCAUCCAUAAAAAUCUGAGUGCUGACUGUUUCAUUGAUUCCCUUCUAAUUUCUUUGUCAAGACUGCAUGCGUAGUAAUUGAGGGAAAGAAUACCUGCAGUGAUUGCAAAAGUCUGUCUUUCAUAUAUGAAACAGUGUAUUAUUGUGGGUUAAGAAGCAGUCACCAGCAGCAGACACUUUUCAUAGGUUCAUAUGUAGGUACUAGGCUAUUGGCCCUAGGGCCUAUAUAAUCCUAGCCAAACAGUACCCUGGCUUUUGCCACCCAAGAAAAUUAUUUUCCU